This is a messenger RNA of Glycine soja, 1803 nucleotides long. RefSeq names its product NAC domain-containing protein 92-like. Bases 147 to 1364 code for a protein of 405 amino acids. The record is from RefSeq and is a predicted model, not a curated record. NCBI's taxonomy places the organism in Eukaryota, Viridiplantae, Streptophyta, Magnoliopsida, Fabales, Fabaceae. Gene Ontology annotation, biological process: regulation of DNA-templated transcription. Gene Ontology annotation, molecular function: DNA binding. The transcript is spliced from 5 exons.
GAAGAGCGAAUCCACAAGACGAACACAAACACUGAAAACACGCACUUUCUCCUUUCUUAGUUGCUACUUCUGCAUCUCCCCUUCCCUUCUUUCAUUCUUUGUCACAAAACUACAAAGUCACUGAGUUUAGUGCUUCGGCAAAACCAAUGGAUGAUGAUAUUGUAGGACUCGGUUUUCGUCCAACAGAAGAAGAACUUGUGGACUUUUACCUCAAACACAUGUUGCUCGGCAAUGAUCCCCGUGCCCACGUCAUCCCUGUCAUUGAUCUUUGCGAUGUGGAACCUUGGGAUGUACCAGUGAUGUUAGCAAAAUCAUCAUCAACUAUACGAUUUGGUGACCCAGAUUGGUUUUUCUUCAGCCCUGUUGAUUUCAAGUAUUCAAGAAGUAAAAGGUUUAACAGGACAACCAAGUGUGGCUUCUGGAAACCCACUGGAGUAGACCGUGAAGUUAGGACCUUUGAGACCAACACUCUAAUUGGGACUAAGAAAACUCUUGUUUUCUAUAAAGGCCGUGUUUCCCGCGGUGUCAAGUCCAUCUGGGUUAUUCACGAAUAUCACGCUGUUACCUUUCAUGAGAGCCAGAGGACUUUUGUUUUAUGUCGCUUGAUGAAGAAACCUGGGAAAACAACUGAAGGCGGAACUGAUGCACUCAUCUGUGAUGAAGGGGAGCCCAGUAGACACAUGAUUUCUGUCUAUGGAAAUCAGGAAAAAGCAGAAGGAAUUCCAUCUGGAAGUACUUGUAUUGGAAUGGAAACAAUCCUUCAGGCAACCCCUCAGGCAGAGAAAUACUUCUCUCCAAUACACCAGAGUCAAACUGGUAUUGAGGAAGAAGCAUCUUUUUCAAGCUAUCCAUUUAACAAUGCCUAUUUUAGAAAUGAAAACAACCCUAUGCAGACUUCAUUUGAAACUACAGAGGAAAUGCAGACUUCAUUUGAAAUUACUGAGGAAGUUGAAUUCCUAAACUCAAUUUUAGUUGAUGAGAGUUUUGUUAUCGAUAAAGAAAGUAUGCAUGUUUUUGUUAAUAGCUCCACCCAAUCAGAGUCAUUGAGUGAUACAGAUGCAGAAGUUGUCUCUAAACUGGAUGGCAAUACUGUGGAUAUUUCAACAGUGUGCCAUGAAUAUCCUAAUUCAGAUGAAUACCAUUCAUCAAAAAGGUUUAAAUCAUCACAUGAUGUUGUCCAUGGUGGCAUAUGUUUUCCAUCUUCUAAUCCUGAAGCAAAACAAGAAACAAAGGAAAGCAUGUUUCAAGAUGACUUGUGGGGAUUGGAAACAUCCUCUUGUGAGUCAACUGCAGACAAACCUUUGAAGAUUAGUUGCAUUGAAAUUUCUAGUUCUCCUUCCACUUCAUGGAGAUGGGAAAAUUAAUAUCAACAGACUGGACAACUUCAUAUGAUGGGAACUAAGAUCCUAGUUAGCUCCAUUAAUGGAUCGGUGGUAGUUAAUUAUUAUAAGUAAAUGUUAUAAAAAAUGACUGAUCUCUAAUAGCAAGUCUAUUAGAAAACUGUUCUAUGCUAGAAACUGCAUGAUGACAAUUAUGCAUAGAAAAUACUACAUUUAUUAGCAGUUAUGUAUUACGAUUUAGGAGUACAUGUGAUAGGAGGCUGGCCCAAGCAUACCACUCACAUGCCUCUUAGGUUUAAAAACUAUAUUUAAUUUGGACUUAAGUUGUUAUUUCCCUAAAAUGGCCCAGCUAUAUCGGACAUUUCUUUGUAGUCCACUUUAUGCUAGGUCUUAGUUUGUAUUUAAAAGGGUACUGUUGCUUUGAAUCAUUAUGAAUGGAAAAUAUGAUGUUCAAUUUAUCUUC